CCGUUCCAGGUGCUCCACUUUUCCUCUUACUGCCAUAAGAAUGGGGGAUUAUGAUGACGUUACUGCCUUCCUGGGUCAGAAAGGACCUUAUUUCUAUAGGACUUUCUUUCUUCUGAACACACUUUUCAUCUCCACUGGAUUCUUUGGUCUGUUCAUUGUAUUUGUUGGAGCAACUCCCCCGCACCACUGCUUUAUCCCAGACACGGGCAACCUGAGCGAGGCAUGGAGGAAGGCCAUCAUUCCCAUAGAGGUGGUGAACGGACAGGAGAAGGAGAGCAAGUGCAGCAGAUACAGGCUGGAUGUGGUCAGAAACCUGUCUGCUCUGGGCUACAUCCCCGGCCUGGACGUCAACCUCACUGGGGUGGAGCAGGAGUACUGUGUGGAUGGAUGGAGCUACAGCAAAGAUAUAUACCAGUCCACCAUAGUCACUGAGUGGGACCUUGUAUGUGACAAUGAGUGGAAAACUCCUUUUGCCUCGUCGACUCUUUUUGUGGGUUUCCUGAUUGGAUCCCUGUUGUCUGGACAGCUUUCUGACAGGUUUGGGAGGAAGAAAGUUAUUUUCGGCUCUCUUGUAGCCCAGUUGGUCUCUGUGCUCAUUCAGGCCUUCUCUCCCUCAUGGGAGGUUUUCUGCAUUAUGUUCACAUUUGUUGGAGCCUCUCAGAUAUCCCUCUAUAUCAGUGCAUUUGUACUAGGAACAGAGGUGUUGAGUAAGUCCAUGCGUGAAGUUUUCACUACUCUGGGGGCUUUUCUGCACUACUGUAUCGGCUACAUGACACUGCCCUGGAUCGCUUACGCAAUGAGGGAAUGGAGAACACUUCUCAUAAUCCUGUCCAGUGUGUCCGUAGUGUAUAUCCCAUUGUGGUGGUUCAUCCCAGAGUCUCCACGUUGGCUAUACUCUCAGGGAAGAGUAGAGGAGGCUGAGGCCAUACUGAGAGACGCUGCCAAGAGAAACAGAGUCACAGCACCAGAGGUCAUCUUUAAAGACACUAAGUUGGACGUGGCAUCUGCACCGAAAAACAAAUAUAGCAUGAUUGACGUUCUGAGAACCAGCAACAUCAGAUGUGUUACAUUGAUGUGUUUGUUUUUAUGGAUGGCAGUAAACAUGGGAUAUUAUGGACUCUCGCUAAACACAUCCAAUCUGAGUGGAGAUCCUUAUCUAAAUAGUUUCUUAUCAGCUCUUACUGAAGUCCCAGCAUAUGUAGUAUCUACAGUGCUCCUCAGGAACUGUCAGAGAAGACCCCUACUGUCAGCUUUCCUCUUAAUAGGAGGAGGAAUGCUUUUCAUGAUCCAACUCAUCCCUGAGAAUCUGCAAGGUGUUGCUAUAGCUGUGGAGAUGGUUGGGAAGUUUGCCUUCACAAUGUCGUUCACCGUGGUCUACAUCUACACCGCAGAGAUCUACCCUACUGUUGUCAGGAGUGCUGGCGUCGGGGUCUGUUCUUCAGCUGCUCGGAUCGGGACUAUUGCAGCCCCAUACGUCAUCUACCUAGGGAGCAUUAACAAGUACCUCCCCUACAUUAUAAUGGGAAGUCUGACUGUCACCUCGUCCGCUGUGAACCUCUUCCUGCCUGAGACAUUCCGCAAAGAGCUACCAGAGACUGUAGAGCAUAUGCAGCAAUGCAAAGGUUUGUGCAAAAAAGAGCCACGGAAUGCCAAUAUCCUGAAGAAAGGAGGUGAUACCCCAGCAAUAUUAAAUGAGGUCAAACUCUGAUAAGAAACCCUGAAUUGACCAAUCAGCUCUCCUUAAUAUGACUCAACAAAACUGUGCAAAGCAGGAUACGCUCUAUGAUAAUGUAGACAUAAUGUGUGGGGCACCAGUUGCUGCAACGCAGGACUGUACCACAGUACAAGCUACCUAUUCUGAGGUGACAUGGCUAUGGAAAUGCUUGUACUGUGUAAGUGUGAGGAUUCCCGAUAGAACAGGGGUUCUAUUUUCUGUCAGCAAAUAGCAAUGUAUAACUGCAAAAAUACAGCAACAAUACUGUAUUACCCACAACGGUUGCAGCGAGAUUUAUCUCAAAACUUAUUUUUUUAUGAUGUCCUUGGCAAAAAAGUAUUUCGUCAGCGACCAAUUGUGCAAGUUCUCCCACUUAAAAAGAUGAGAGAGGCCUGUAAUUUUCAUCAUAGAUACACUUCAACUUCAACUAUAACAGACAAAAUGAGAAAAAAAAAUCCUGAAAAUCACAUUGUAGGAUUUAUUUGCAAAUUAUAGUGGAAAAUAAGUAUUUGGUCAAUAACAAAAGUUUAUCUCAAUACUUUGUUAUAUACCCUUUGUUGGCAAUGACAGAGGUCAAACGUUUUCUGUAAGUCUUCACAAGGUUUUCGCACACUGUUGCUGGUAUUUUGGCCCAUUCCUCCAUGCAGAUCUUCUCUAGGGCAGUGAUGUUUUGGGGCUGUUGCUGGGAAACACGGACUUUCAACUCCCUCCAAAGAUUUUCUAUGGGGUUGAGAUCUGGAGACUGGCUAGGCCACUCCAGGACCUUGAAAUGCUUCUUACGAAGCCACUCUUUCGUUGCCCGGGCGGUGUGUUUGGGAUCAUUGUCAUGCUGAAAGACCCAGCCACGUUUCAUCUUCAAUGCCCUUGCUGAUGGAAGGAGGGUUUCACUCAAAAGCUCACGAUACAUGGCCCCAUUCAUUAUUUGCUUUACACGGAUCAGUCGUCCUGGUCCCUUUGCAGAAAAACAGCCCCAAAGCAUGAUGUUUCCACCCCCAUGCUUCGCAGUAGAUAUGGUGUUCUUCGGAUGCAACUCAGCAUUCUUUGUCUUCCAAACACGACGAGUUGAGUUUUUACCAAAAUGUUCUAUUUUGGUUUCAUCUGACCAAAUGACAUUCUCCCAAUCUUCUUCUGGAUCAUCCAAAUGCUCUCUAGCAAACUUCAGACGGGCCUGGACAUGUACUGGCUUAAGCAGGGGGACACGUCUGGCGGUGCAGGAUUUGAGUCCCUGGCGGCGUAGUGUGUUACUGGUUGGUAGGCUUUGUUACUUUGGUCCCAGCUCUCUGCAGGUCAUUCACUAGGUCCCCCCGUAUGGUUCUGGGAUUUUUGUUCACCGUUCUUGUGAUAAUUUUUACCCCACAGGGUGAGAUCUUGCGUGGAGCCCAAGAUCGAGGGAGAUUAUCAGUGGUCAUGUAUGUCUUCCAUUUCCUAAUAAUUGCUCCCACAGUUGAUUUCUUCAAACCAAGCUGCUUACCUAUUGCAGAUUCAGUCUUCCCAGCCUGGUGCAGGUCUACAAUUUUGUUUCUGGUGUCCUUUGACAGCUCUUUGGUCUUGGCCAUAAUGGAGUUUGGUGUGUGACUGUUUGAGGUUGUGGACAGGUGUCUUUUAUACUGAUAACAAGUUCAAACGGGUGUCAUUAAUACAGGUAGCGAGUGGAGGACAGAGGAGCCUCUUAAAGAAGAAGUUACAGGUCUGUGAGAAAUCUUGCUUGUUUGUAGGUGACCAAAUACUUACUUUCCACCAUAAUUUGCAAAUAAAUUCUUUAAAAAUCCUACAAUGUUGUCUGUCAUAGUUGAAGUGUACCUAUGAUGAAAAUUACAGGCCUCUCUCAUCUGUUUAAGUGGGAGAACUUGCACAAUUGGUGGCUGACUAAAUCAUUUUUUGCCCCACUGUUUAUUCUUACCUUUACUUUGGGUAACUUUUUGCACUGGAAAAGGCUGUUCAGAAAAUAAUUGGUUAGACUUGCUUGUUUUUUUGCUCUGAGUUAGACCGCUGUACAGAAUAUGGUAAAGUGUUUGUAGUGUAGAGGGUUAGGAAUUUUUGCUUGAAAUAAUGUGUUUUUUGAGUAUUGUUUUGCUGUGGCACAUGGCCAAUAAUUAUUUCUAUUAGCAUUGCUGGUGAACUAAUAAUGAGGUAUCUUUCUCAUUCUAGUAGUGAGUACCGCAAAAAAUCGUUGAAAAGUGAAUAUUUUAAUAAACGUUUAUUAUUGUCAGUUAUUGUGAUGCGAAGUUUAUGCACCAUCAAAAGUGUGACCAGACUCAUUCAUUGAAUAAGACUGUAAACUACUACUAGGCAGGGCAAACCCAUGUUGGUGAUUUCUAAUAUAUCAUCAAAAUAGAUCAAUCCCAGCACACUUAUGGACUCAUUCAAUAAGUUUUACCUGGUUAAGUACAAUACCAUUGGAAAUGUAUGUUUAAAAUUAAAUGUACAGUACCAAUUAAAAGU
Messenger RNA from Oncorhynchus masou masou (cherry salmon), 4156 nucleotides. RefSeq names its product solute carrier family 22 member 5 (gene slc22a5). NCBI's taxonomy places the organism in Eukaryota, Metazoa, Chordata, Actinopteri, Salmoniformes, Salmonidae. The transcript is spliced from 10 exons. Gene Ontology annotation, cellular component: membrane. Gene Ontology annotation, molecular function: quaternary ammonium group transmembrane transporter activity. Bases 41 to 1708 code for a protein of 555 amino acids. The record is from RefSeq and is a predicted model, not a curated record. Gene Ontology annotation, biological process: quaternary ammonium group transport; transmembrane transport.